GUCUUUUAUAUAUGUGCAUGCUCUUACAAAUUCAUAUUUCCACCUGUAAAAUACUUCCUUCUUAUUCUUCUUUGAACAUCAUCAUCAUCAUCAUAAUUCAACUGAUCACCAUAUAUAUAUAAGUAUUUGAAAUGUUUGGAACCAUUAAGAGACUGGUCUAACAACUGGCCUGUUCUUUGAGUUGAACCCGCCAAAAGAGAUCAACCCAUUUCGUCUCGAUCAUCAUCAUCAACCGGAAUUCAAUAAGAUAUCGAACGAAAUGGGGCGACAACUACAAACUUGCAGUACUUCGAAGCAGAAGCUCAGGAAAGGCUUAUGGUCUCCUGAAGAAGAUCAAAAAUUGUUCAAUCAUAUUACUACAUUUGGUGUUGGUUGCUGGAGUUCUGUUCCUAAACAAGCUGGGCUGCAAAGAUGUGGAAAGAGUUGUAGACUGAGAUGGUUAAACUACUUAAGACCAGAUCUUAAGAGAGGAUUGUUUUCGAAACAAGAAGAAGAUCACAUAAUCCAUCUUCAUGAAGUUUUGGGGAACAGGUGGGCACAAAUUGCAGCACAACUACCAGGAAGAACAGAUAAUGAGAUUAAAAACUUUUGGAAUUCGAGUUUGAAGAAGAAACUGAAACAGCAAGGAAUUGAUCCGAAUACUCAUAAAGCUUUAUUGAAUACUGAGAUUGGCCAUGGAAGAAUAGAUAACAAAAUUUAUACUGCUAGAGGGACAGAAAACAACAUUUUUCAAGCAUCUCAUCCUCAACAGUCAUUUGUUAACGAUAAUUCAAACUACUUAUUCCCUAACGAACCACAAAUUGGUGAAUAUUCUUCGAAAGACAACUUUCUAACAAAACCAGUGUUCGAUCCAUUUCCAUUUUCUGAAUUCCAAUCUUCUGCAUAUGAGUCAAUUGGGAUGAGUACAACGAAUAAUUCACAACUUGUAUUUCAAUGUCAGCAACAAAAUUUGACGCCUUUAGAGAACACAAACCAUUUAGAGAUGAACCCUGAAUUUAGGUUCACUUCUAUGCGAAAUUUGAGUUCAUGGUCUUAUGAUGAUUUGAAGGUUGUUGAUACUGCUGAUUUUUCCGAUAAUUCGACUUCAAGAGUAAGCACAUUAUCUAUGAACAACAAUGGUAUGAAUGAUAAUAGCUCCAGUACAAAUAACUGUCAUGGGGAAUUUGUUAUUGGUACAAACAAUAUGAUUGAAAAUGAAGGUUUUUCUUGGGACACUGCAGAAACCAAGUUAGAGUCUUUGUUUGGAUUUCAAGCGAAUGAGAUAAAAUGUGAAGAAGUGAAAUUAAGUUCUUGGGAGGAAAAUCAAAAUCAGAAUCAGUUGAAUAGACAAAAUAAUGUUGAAAACCUUAAUAGCUUCUUCUUCACAACUCUAACAGAAGAUUUAACCGAAACGAGUUUGGACGAUUUCUUCGAGCAAAUUUAGCUUGUAAUUCAAAGAGCAGGGACAUGCAGUAAAGUUUUCAUUUUUCAAGCAAGCAUAGAGGUAAGCAAUCAUAAGGCGAAUCAAUAUACAGAAACUUGUAAUAUUCAGUUUAUUAUCUUUUUCUUGUUUUUUUUCUUCUGUUUUACAAAUUACUGUAAUAAGUUUUCUUCAUGUUUGUUCUUGUUGGUUUUUUGUAAUACUUUCAGCUUACAGGAAUAAAAGCUGUACAAAAUUAUACUCAUGUGAUACAUAUACAACUUUAGUCAGCGUCCAAUUAAGCGAAGAUUAAGAGUUGAUUGUAUAAAAUGCAUGUGAUGCACGCAAUUGCG
Papaver somniferum (opium poppy) is the source of this 1752-nucleotide messenger RNA. RefSeq names its product transcription factor MYB46-like. Bases 260 to 1423 code for a protein of 387 amino acids. Gene Ontology annotation, biological process: regulation of stomatal movement. NCBI's taxonomy places the organism in Eukaryota, Viridiplantae, Streptophyta, Magnoliopsida, Ranunculales, Papaveraceae. The record is from RefSeq and is a predicted model, not a curated record. The transcript is spliced from 3 exons.